GUCAGUUUGCAUUGUGAUAGGUUAAGGCAUAGAUAAGGAAUUAAGGGUUAAGGAAUUGAUUCGACAUUUAUAAAUAUGAGUGCUCCUAAAGAAUCUGAUAGUGCGAUGGAAGUAGAAGUAGCCGCUGGAAGUAGUUCUAGUGUAAAAGUGCCAGUGGAAAUAAAUAAUUCAAUUAGUACCGGAAAGGCUGUGAUGGCUACUGCUGGUACAAUACCAUCAGUAACAGUUUCCCUUCAUCCAUUAGUAAUUAUGAAUGUAUCAGAACAUUGGACAAGACGUCGAGCUCAGGAGGGUUCUCCACAACAAGUUAUUGGAGCAUUAAUAGGCAAACAGAAAGGAAGGAAUAUAGAAGUUAUGAACUCAUUUGAACUUAUGUUCACAGUCAUCGAUGAAGAUAUUGUUAUAGAUAGAGAAUAUUAUAAGACUAAAGAAGAACAAUUUAAACAGGUAUUUAGUGAUAUGGAUUUCCUCGGUUGGUACACAACAAAUGAGAGCCCAUCUGAAAAGGAUUUGAAGAUACAUAAACAAAUUUGCGAAAUAAAUGAGUGCCCGAUAAUGUUGCAAUUGAACCCUUUAUCCAGGAACAUGGAUCAACUUCCUAUAUCAUUAUUUGAAUCAAUCAUAGAUUUAGUAGGCGGAGAAGCAACAAUGUUAUUUGUACCACUCACAUACACCUUAGCUACAGAAGAGGCUGAACGAAUUGGUGUUGAUCACGUUGCUAGAAUGUCUAGUAAUGAAGCAGGAGAAAAUUCGUUGGUUGCUGAGCAUUUGACAGCACAAUACUCUGCAAUUAAAAUGCUGCAUUCAAGAGUACGUCUUGUUCUGGAAUUUAUGAGAGAAGUAGAGAGCGGUAGAAGAACUGCUAGCCAUGAUAUAUUACGAGAUGCUUAUUGCCUAAGCCAUCGACUGCCAGUUCUGCAGAGUGAAUCAUUUAGACAUGAAUUUUAUAACCAAUGCAAUGAUGUUGGGCUUGUGACUUAUUUGGGAGCAAUUACUAAAGGCACAAAUGACAUAAACCAGCUUGUAAAUAAAUUUAAUAUGUUAUAUGACAGACAAGCAAUGGGCCGGCGUAUGCGAGGGUUAUUUUUUUGA
Ctenocephalides felis (cat flea) is the source of this 1092-nucleotide messenger RNA. It is a transcript of the gene CSN6, whose product is annotated as COP9 signalosome complex subunit 6. The transcript has 7 exons. Lineage: Eukaryota; Metazoa; Arthropoda; Insecta; Siphonaptera; Pulicidae. Gene Ontology annotation, molecular function: metallopeptidase activity; protein binding. Gene Ontology annotation, biological process: protein deneddylation. Bases 76 to 1092 code for a protein of 338 amino acids. Gene Ontology annotation, cellular component: COP9 signalosome. The record is from RefSeq and is a predicted model, not a curated record.